GACUAGGUAAUCUUUAGUAAAUUUAGUAAAUUUUCUAUUUCAGUAUGUUUACCUGAUGCAUUUUUCAUUUUCAAAAAUAAACAUAUAAAUGAAAUACCGAUUAAAAAUAGCACAAAAUCAAUGUAGCUACAUCUUGAAAUGAGUUUUUAAGUGAAUACUAACUUGUGAAUAGAACAUAUUUAUUUAAAAUAUUUGAACAAAAAUGGUUUGUAUUCAAGUUCAAAUAGGGCUCAAAAGCUUCUUUCUAUCCUUCGUGUUAGUAGCAAUUGUAGCUUUCGUACAAAUCUAUUAUAGUAUUAUACACUUUUGGAUAAAUGUUUUGAUGUUUUCUGCCGCCGGCGUUCUAGAUUUUAUAUUAGUAAAAGUGUUCUUCAGGAGAUAUUUUCCAUUUCAAAUUGCUGUUAGAGCUGCAUUCUUAGGCUAUGUCUUUGCCCUAGGGAUAUUUGUUAAAUUAGUAGUUCCAUCGCAUAUACAAAUCUUUGGGAGUUACAUGUGUGUGAUGUCAUUCUUCCAUUUUAGUGAAUUUAUAGCUAUAGGACUAGUCCAACCUAAAUUUGUAUCUACUGACUCCUUUGUCUUAAACCACAGCCCACAGUACAUAGCUGCUGCAGUUUCAUCCUGGUUAGAAUUCUUCAUUGAGUGCUUUUUCUUUCCAGGCAUGAAACAGUUUUAUUGGAUAUCCAAUAUUGGAUUGGGUAUAUGUAUUCUUGGAGAGCUACUGAGAAAGACUGCAAUGUUGACUGCUGGAUCAAAUUUUAAUCAUUUGGUCCAAUGUGAAAAAUUUAGUAAUCAUACUCUGGUCACGUAUGGAGUGUAUGGCUGGUUCCGACAUCCUAGUUAUGUAGGAUGGUUUUAUUGGUCUAUCGGCACUCAGAUUUUAUUAUUAAACCCUCUAUGUGUCCCCGCAUACGCUUUAGCCAGUUGGCUGUUCUUCAAGACUAGGAUAGAAAUAGAAGAAAUCACUCUACUUAACUUCUUCGGCCAAAACUACUGUGAUUAUCAAGAGAAAGUCGGGACGGGAAUCCCCUUCAUCAACGGAUAUAGAAUAUAGCCGACUAUUUUCUACAUCGAUGUGGAGUUUUCUUGUUAAGGCGGGUAUUUCUACUCUUAAAUGAUUAUAUCAAAAAUGGCUAUUCGUUAGUCUUAAUAUAUGGGUAAAUUUGAAUGACCUUUAAUUCAGACUCUUAUCAAAGUGCUAUAGCGGUACAUUUUACGCCACUCUCGAUUUUUUUCACUCUAUUUAACUAUUUCCCGAAGUAAACUUUUUAUGUCAUGAACUUUCCCACCUUCUUUUUAUUUAUCUUUGAAACUCUGUAUCAAACACCUGUUUAACUGUGUUAACAUCUGUGUAAUAUACUAGAAGUGGUACACCUUUUCUAUAUGUGACUACAUUUCGGCAGUAAUAAAAUGGCCGCUCGAGAUUAUAAAGCUAUAAAUAUUUUUUAAUUCUCUUUUUGGUCGCAUUUAUUAUGAAUUUUAAACGAUUAUGAUUAUUUUAUAAUGUUGAUGUAUUUUAUAAAUUGCUGUUUAAAAAGAAUUAUACAAUUUAAUACGACUUUUGAACUUUUUUAUUUUUUGAUAACUUUUUUUGGAAAUAAUACUACCGCGAGUCAGUUUAGUAAGCACUUUCAUUUUAUUCUAUUGGAAAAUGAUACAUUUUUGUUUUGAAUUGAUGCCAAAAAGUGUUAUUGCGUUUUGAGCCAACUCGUAUUCUAAGUUAGUCAUAUUAUACAUAUAAUGUCGAAAUUUACAUACAAUGUCAAAAGUUAAAGAACUGAAUGAAUAUAUUUCAAGCGGUACCGACGGAAACUUUCUGUUAUGCCGCGUCACUUACUUUCACUAAGUACGUUCUUUCUUAACAAAAAAUGGCUUUAUGGAUGUCAAGAUGCUUUGGGAGUCUCCUUUGUUGAUUUUUUGAUCUUUUCAUUAUGUGUAAUUUUAAAUCUAAUAAUCUAACAAUAGUCACAAACAAAGUCUGUAUUUUUCGAUGCAAUUUGUAAAUUAAAUAUAAGAUCGCACAAAAACAUUACAAAGAUCCACCUCUGGUAUGUAAUAGCUGAUUUUAACACCACAAGAAUAUUUAGUUUACUGUAGCUUUAUCCAAACCCUGCUUAAGUACUGAGUCUUUUUAUUUAUUUAUUUUUGUUAAAAUAUAAGAGGUACUAAAAAAAUUCCAGGACUAAUACUUAAAAAUUAUAAAUAAAAAUAUAAACCAUUUAUUAUUAACCUCUUGUGGAAUGCUGUUGUAACCUCUACAGCGAUUUAACUUUUAAUGUUUUCUUUCGGGUCGAACCCCUGUCUACCCUUUGGAAAAUCUUUUAAAUUUUG
This is a messenger RNA of Diabrotica balteata, 2328 nucleotides long. NCBI's taxonomy places the organism in Eukaryota, Metazoa, Arthropoda, Insecta, Coleoptera, Chrysomelidae. The record is from the annotation of a GenBank genome assembly.